Chrysochloris asiatica (Cape golden mole) is the source of this 3703-nucleotide messenger RNA. RefSeq names its product phosphatidylinositol-4,5-bisphosphate 3-kinase, catalytic subunit alpha (gene PIK3CA). The transcript has 21 exons. Gene Ontology annotation, cellular component: phosphatidylinositol 3-kinase complex, class IB; cytoplasm; phosphatidylinositol 3-kinase complex, class IA. Gene Ontology annotation, molecular function: 1-phosphatidylinositol-3-kinase activity; 1-phosphatidylinositol-4-phosphate 3-kinase activity. NCBI's taxonomy places the organism in Eukaryota, Metazoa, Chordata, Mammalia, Afrosoricida, Chrysochloridae. The coding region runs from base 152 to 3358 and encodes 1068 amino acids. The record is from RefSeq and is a predicted model, not a curated record. Gene Ontology annotation, biological process: phosphatidylinositol-mediated signaling; phosphatidylinositol-3-phosphate biosynthetic process; phosphatidylinositol 3-kinase/protein kinase B signal transduction.
UCUCCCUCAGCGCCGCCGCCCGCGGGGCUGGGACCCGAUGCGGUUAGAGCCGCGGAGCCUGGAGGAGCCCCGAGCGUUUCUGCCUUGGGACAGCCACUCAGCUAAUUCCUUAAAGUAGUUUUAUAUGUGAAACGUCUAAGCGUCCAGAACAAUGCCUCCAAGACCAUCAUCAGGAGAACUGUGGGGCAUCCACUUGAUGCCCCCAAGAAUCUUAGUAGAAUGUUUACUACCAAAUGGAAUGAUAGUGACUUUAGAAUGCCUCCGUGAGGCUACAUUAAUAACCAUAAAGCAUGAACUAUUUAAAGAGGCAAGGAAGUACCCUCUCCAUCAACUUCUUCAGGAUGAAUCUUCUUACAUUUUCGUAAGUGUUACUCAAGAAGCAGAAAGGGAAGAAUUUUUUGAUGAAACGAGAAGACUCUGUGAUCUUCGACUUUUUCAACCCUUUUUGAAAGUAAUCGAACCAGUAGGCAACCGUGAAGAAAAGAUUCUCAAUCGAGAAAUUGGUUUUGCUAUCGGCAUGCCAGUGUGUGAAUUUGACAUGGUUAAGGAUCCAGAAGUACAGGACUUCCGAAGAAAUAUUCUGAAUGUUUGUAAAGAAGCUGUGGAUCUUAGGGAUCUUAAUUCACCGCAUAGUAGAGCAAUGUAUGUCUAUCCUCCAAAUGUAGAAUCUUCACCAGAAUUGCCAAAGCACAUAUACAAUAAAUUAGAUAAAGGGCAAAUAAUAGUGGUAAUUUGGGUGAUAGUUUCUCCAAAUAAUGAUAAGCAGAAAUAUACGCUGAAGAUUAGCCAUGACUGUGUGCCAGAACAGGUGAUUGCCGAGGCAAUCAGGAAAAAAACUCGCAGUAUGUUGCUGUCAUCUGAGCAACUGAAACUCUGUGUGUUAGAAUAUCAGGGCAAGUAUAUUUUAAAAGUGUGCGGAUGUGAUGAAUACUUCCUAGAAAAAUAUCCUCUGAGUCAGUAUAAAUAUAUAAGAAGCUGUAUAAUGCUUGGAAGGAUGCCCAAUUUAAUGCUGAUGGCUAAAGAAAGUCUCUACUCUCAACUGCCAAUGGACUGUUUUACAAUGCCAUCUUAUUCCAGACGCAUUUCCACAGCUACACCAUAUAUGAAUGGAGAAACAGCUACAAAAUCCCUUUGGGUUAUCAACAGUGCACUCAGAAUAAAAAUUCUCUGUGCAACUUAUGUGAAUGUAAAUAUCCGAGACAUUGACAAGAUCUAUGUUAGAACUGGUAUCUACCAUGGAGGAGAACCCUUAUGUGACAAUGUAAACACCCAGAGAGUACCUUGUUCCAAUCCCAGGUGGAAUGAAUGGCUGAAUUAUGAUAUAUACAUUCCUGAUCUUCCUCGUGCUGCUCGACUUUGCCUUUCCAUUUGUUCUGUUAAAGGUCGAAAGGGUGCUAAAGAGGAACACUGUCCGUUGGCUUGGGGAAAUAUAAACUUGUUUGAUUACACAGAUACACUAGUAUCUGGAAAAAUGGCUCUUAAUCUUUGGCCAGUACCUCAUGGAUUAGAAGAUUUACUGAACCCUAUUGGUGUUACUGGGUCAAACCCCAAUAAAGAAACGCCAUGCCUUGAGUUGGAGUUUGACUGGUUCAGCAGUGUGGUCAAGUUUCCAGAUAUGUCAGUGAUUGAAGAGCAUGCCAACUGGUCUGUGUCCCGAGAAGCAGGAUUUAAUUAUUCCCAUGCAGGACUGAGUAACCGUCUAGCUAGAGACAAUGAAUUAAGAGAAAGUGACAAAGAACAGCUCCGAGCAAUUUGUACACGAGAUCCUCUAUCUGAAAUCACUGAACAAGAAAAAGACUUUCUAUGGAGCCACAGACACUAUUGUGUAACUAUCCCUGAAAUUCUGCCCAAAUUGCUCCUGUCUGUUAAAUGGAAUUCUAGAGAUGAAGUAGCCCAGAUGUACUGCUUGGUAAAAGACUGGCCUCCAAUCAAACCUGAACAAGCCAUGGAACUUCUAGACUGUAAUUACCCAGAUCCUAUGGUUCGAGGUUUUGCUGUUCGGUGCUUAGAAAAAUACUUAACAGAUGACAAACUUUCUCAGUACCUAAUUCAGCUAGUGCAGGUCCUGAAAUACGAACAAUAUUUGGAUAACCUGCUUGUGAGAUUUUUACUUAAGAAAGCUUUGACUAAUCAAAGGAUUGGACAUUUUUUCUUCUGGCAUUUAAAAUCUGAGAUGCACAAUAAAACAGUAAGUCAGAGGUUUGGCCUGCUUUUGGAGUCCUAUUGUCGUGCUUGUGGAAUGUAUUUGAAGCACCUGAAUAGACAAGUCGAGGCUAUGGAAAAGCUCAUUAAUUUAACUGACAUCCUCAAGCAGGAGAAGAAGGAUGAAACACAAAAGGUACAGAUGAAGUUUUUAGUUGAGCAAAUGAGGCGACCAGAUUUCAUGGAUGCUCUACAGGGCUUUCUGUCUCCUCUAAACCCUGCUCACCAACUAGGAAAUCUCAGGCUUGAAGAGUGUCGAAUUAUGUCCUCUGCAAAAAGGCCACUGUGGUUGAAUUGGGAGAACCCAGACAUCAUGUCAGAGUUACUGUUUCAGAACAAUGAGAUCAUCUUUAAAAAUGGGGACGAUUUGCGGCAAGAUAUGUUAACACUUCAGAUUAUUCGCAUAAUGGAAAAUAUCUGGCAAAAUCAAGGUCUUGAUCUUCGGAUGUUACCUUAUGGCUGUCUGUCAAUUGGUGACUGUGUGGGACUUAUUGAGGUGGUGAGAAAUUCUCACACUAUUAUGCAAAUUCAGUGCAAAGGUGGCCUGAAAGGAGCUCUGCAGUUCAACAGCCACACAUUGCACCAGUGGCUCAAAGACAAAAACAAGGGAGAGAUAUAUGAUGCAGCCAUUGACUUGUUUACACGUUCCUGUGCUGGAUACUGUGUCGCUACCUUCAUUUUGGGAAUUGGAGAUCGUCACAAUAGUAACAUCAUGGUUAAAGAUGAUGGACAACUGUUUCACAUAGAUUUUGGACACUUUUUGGAUCACAAGAAGAAAAAAUUUGGUUAUAAACGAGAACGUGUGCCAUUUGUUUUGACACAAGAUUUCUUAAUAGUCAUCAGUAAAGGAGCCCAAGAAUGCACAAAAACAAGAGAAUUUGAAAGGUUUCAGGAGAUGUGUUACAAGGCUUAUCUAGCUAUUCGGCAGCAUGCCAAUCUCUUCAUAAAUCUUUUUUCAAUGAUGCUUGGCUCUGGAAUGCCAGAACUACAGUCUUUUGAUGAUAUUGCAUACAUCCGAAAGACUCUAGCCUUAGAUAAAACUGAGCAAGAGGCUUUGGAGUAUUUCAUGAAGCAAAUGAAUGAUGCACAUCAUGGUGGCUGGACAACAAAAAUGGAUUGGAUCUUCCACACAAUUAAGCAGCAUGCUUUGAACUGAAGUGAGAACUGAGAAACAGAAAGCUCGAUUGCUGGAUUCUACACUGCACUGUUAAUAACUAUCAACAGGCAGAGACUGGUUGCAUAGUAAUUGCACAAUCCAUGAACGCAUUAAAAUUUACAGCAAGAACAACAAAAAAAAAUAUUAUGUAAUUUAAAUAAUGAAAUGCAAACAGGGUUUGAUAGCACUAAACUAGUUCAUUUCAAAAUUAAGCUUUAGAAUAAUGCGCAAUUUCAUGUAAUGCCUUAAGUCCAAAAAGGUAAACUUUGAAGAUUGUUUGUAUCCUUUUUUAAAAAACAAAACAAAAAAAAAUCCCCAAAAUAUAUAGAAAUGAUGGAGAAGGAA